UUUCAACGUCCGCCGAAGGCACCAGCGCGUUGGGCGAAGUGUGGUGUGUACAAGGCAUGGGCGGUGGGCAAUCGCUGCUGGCGGCCGCCGGCGACGCCGCCAAGAACAACCGCGCCGAGUUGGAUUGGUCCCACCGACGCACCGCCGACAACCCUAAGCUCGUCACGGUUGUGCCGCCGUCGUUCGUGUCGCAGCUGCUGGGGUCGGCCUUGACAGACCUGCGUCUGUCUGGGAAUGGAAUCAAGCAACUUCCCGCGAGCUUUGGACGACUUGGAGCGCUCGAGCGGCUAGCCAUCGACCACAACCAGCUCGUGGAGCUCCCGUUUUCGUUGAGCAACCUGACGCGUCUGCGGUCGUUUGAUGCGAGUUGGAACGAAUUGACCAGUUUGCACCCAACGUUCUGUGAGCUGCAGUCGCUGCAGCGCCUUUGGCUGCAUCACAACCGCCUCGAGACGCUACCGGCGGCGUUCGGGGACCUCCACGCUCUCGAGCGCGUGUUUGUUCAGAACAACAUGUUGUCCGCGCUCCCGUUUUCUAUUGUGUUAUUGCCGAGGUUGACCGAGCUCGACGCGAGCGACAACAAGAUCUGCAUGUUGCCGGAGGAAUGGGAGACAGCACCCGCCGUGACCACGCUCCGAUUGACGCGCAAUCUCCUGAAACAACUACCGGUGGGGUUUGGUGCACUGCAGCAACUCGACACGCUGUCGCUUCAAAGCAAUCGAUUGUUGGAGCUGCCACCUGCAUGCGCAUCGCUGAUCCAUGUCCGAAACCUCAGUUUGAGCAGCAACCGCAUCGACACCUUUCCACGGGCCGCUUUCCACGGCAUGCGACAUGAUUUGCGCGUCCUCACUUAUGUCCAAAACAAACUCAAAGCCGUGGACGCGACGCUGUUUGAGCUGACAAAACUCGUGUAUUUGGAUCUGUCCGAGAAUGGGUUGGUGGACCUACCAGACGACGAAGACGACGACUCGAACGACGACAACCAUGGCGCCUCGAAGGGGCGUCGCACGUGGGCUUGUUUAGAGGCACUGGAAGAAUUCCACGUGGCCAACAACAAGCUGACCAAGCUACCUCGCGGCAUCGAGAACCUCCCAGCUCUGCAGUUCCUCAACAUGUCCAACAACGGGUUGAUCGAGGUUUCCUCUGCAAUUGGCAAGCUCACACGACUGCAUACGCUGUGGCUGGCGGGGAAUCAGCUCAAGCACCUCCCGUCCGAGCUCAGUCAGUGCACGAAAUUGACGGCUUUGCUGCUUGAUCGCAACGAGUUGCAGGCGCUCCCGUCCAGUAUUACGAUCCUCCCCAAUUUGCACACGCUGAACGUGGACCGCAAGACGUUUGCGCUGCUGGAGCCGUCCGUACUCACGUAUUGCACGGCGCUGCCGACAUUUGACAUCCUUGGUUUGUGAAAGCACGUUGGUGAAAUAGCUUAUUGCCUGGGGGCGCACCGAUGGCAGCUUCGCGUUGAGGCGGAUAUUGAGUCAGGUGGGGUCUAGUGGAUGGCGCGCUUGCUCGAUUGCACUGGCGAGAGGGCAUGUCAGCCCCGCAGCCGUUCAAUUUCCGCUUGCAUAUCGUCAGUAAGUCUGCGGCAAUGGUCAACCGUCCCGCAGGUAUCAACAAGGUGGGGAAGGUCGCACACGUACUUGGCCCACUUUCGCAUCUCUUGAGCACUCAACUCGGUCAUGUGGCGCAGCUGCAUGUCGAUGGCAUCUCUCUGACGCCUCAAGUCGUUUCGUUCUUGCAGCAAGCCCCAGAUCAUCUGUGCAUUAUCACGUCGACGAGUGCCAGGAAGCGCAACUGCACCUGAUCUUUGACUUUGAGAAUUUUUUCCAAGUCGUCGCGGGGAUGGACCGGUGUCGAUGGCGACAGUGGCGGCGUGUACGACUUGGUCGCCACAUCUUGCACUGCCUGGUGCAUCUACACGAUCAAAGUGGUUCGACUUUCAAAGCAUUCUCCCGUUCAUCAUCGUGAUACCCGCGGAAAGUCGUCCAGGAACG
This is a messenger RNA of Aphanomyces invadans, 1994 nucleotides long. RefSeq lists its product as hypothetical. The transcript is spliced from 9 exons. The record is from RefSeq and is a predicted model, not a curated record. Gene Ontology annotation, molecular function: protein binding. NCBI's taxonomy places the organism in Eukaryota, Oomycota, Saprolegniomycetes, Saprolegniales, Verrucalvaceae. Bases 57 to 1406 code for a protein of 449 amino acids.